AUCUUCAACUGACUCCCUGAUUUAGCUUCUGAAAAUUUUGGAGACAAAGAUAUAUUGAUGUGGUUGUUGAGCAGAAAAGGAGGUCAAUCUGGGUUUUCAGCAUAUAAUACAGCUGAAGAAGUAACUCAUGGAAUUGAUGCCUCUGGUCUUACUGCCAUUGUUACUGGAUCAUCAAACGGUAUUGGCGCUGAGACUGCGCGUGUACUUGCGAUGGGCGGAGUUCAAGUAGUCAUUGCAGUGAGGAAUUUGGUUUCAGGUAUGGCUGUAAAAGAAACACUAGUAAAGGAAACACCUUCUGCCAAAGUAUAUGUAUUGGAGUUAGAUCUUAGUUCCAUGGCAUCAGUGAGAAAAUUUGUUGCAGAAUUCAAGGUCUUGAGUCUUCCACUGAAGAUACUUAUUAAUAAUGCGGGCACUAUAUGUCCCUACAAGCUUUCCCCUGACAAGAUAGAGCUUCAGUUUGCAACAAAUUAUUUAGGUCAUUUCCUUUUGACUGAUCUUUUGCUGGAGACUAUGAAAUGGACUGCAUCUCAAAGUAACAUUGAAGGAAAAAUUGUCAAUGUUUCUUCUGAAGGUUACAAGUUGGCAUACAGAGAAGGGAUCCGCUUCGAUAGGCUUAAUGAUGAAUCGUGGUAUGUAACUCCCUUAUAUUAUUUUGGGGCAUAUGGGCAGUCAAAACUUGCAAAUAUAUUGCAUGCUAAUGAGAUAAGUAGAUGCCUGAAGGAAGACGGGGUGGAAAUAACUGCAAAUUCACUUCAUCCAGGAGCAAUUGUGACAAACCUUUGGCAUAAUAGUAGCGUAGUUUCUGGUUGGUUAACUAAGGCUUUCGGGUCUAUGAUUGAAAAAAUUUUGGUGAAAAAUGUUAAGCAGGGAGCAUCAACGACAUGCUAUGCUGCACUACAUCCGAAUGUUAACAGUAUAAGUGGAGAGUAUUUUGUGGACAACAGCAUUUCAGUACUAAACUCACACGCUAGAGAUACUGAAUUAGCCAAGAAACUAUGGGAUUUGAGCAUGAAAUUGAUCCAUAAUUGUUGAUAAUGCUUGUGUAAUCCUAUGAUUGCAAGUUAAAGGUUAAGCAAUCUAUUCUAUGAAAGACAAUCUCAGAAGUGUGGACAUAUUUUGCAUGUUUCAUGUGUUUACCUGGUUAAAAUGGGGAUGACUACAAGUAUCCAACUGAAUCAAAUGUGUACCGAGUCCGGUAACAGUUCGUUGAAUUGCUCUGAUUUAGAAAUGUGGUGUGGAUCCUGAUAAAGGGAAUUGGAUUGCUAUGUCCAUCUCUGCUUCUGUUUUGAAGGUUUUCUGGCUCUUUUGACAAACUGAUAGGAGUACCAGCCGUGUUGGCCUGUUCAACUUUCCAAGGAUAAAGCGGUCCGCCAAACGAUGCAAAAGAGUUAACGUACCAGAUAGGUGGCUUUAAUGACAGUGUCCCGACUGUAAUCAUAGAAGAGAUUAUCCUUCGCUUCAUCAAGAACUGAUAUCAACACAUCCAUGAAGUCG
Molecule: messenger RNA, 1494 nt
Organism: Papaver somniferum (opium poppy)
Lineage: Eukaryota; Viridiplantae; Streptophyta; Magnoliopsida; Ranunculales; Papaveraceae
Product: short-chain dehydrogenase TIC 32, chloroplastic-like
Exons: 10
Coding region: 58-1032 (324 amino acids)
Source: RefSeq, a predicted model, not a curated record